AUGCUAUCUCAUACGGUCGGAGGAAUCACUCAAACUGAGCAUCUUUCCCAGAUGGACAUGGAAGAAGCCGCCAUAAUCGACUGGGACGGUCCAUACGAUCCCGCUCGCCCCAUCAACUGGUCCAAACAGAAGAAAUGGCGGAACAUCUUUAGUAUCGCCUUUCUCACUUUCCUUACUCCCCUUACUUCGUCCAUCGUGGCGCCAGCCGUGCAUCUGAUGAUGGAAACGUUUCACUCAACCAACAAAGAGCUAGGGUCGUUCGUGGUCUCUAUCUACCUGGUCGGAUUCGCCAUCGGACCGUUGGUUCUUGCGCCUCUUUCUGAGAUCUACGGCCGGUUGCGUGUCUACCAGAUCUCGACGGCUGUCUUCAUCAUCUGGAACGUCGCUUGUGCGCUGGCUCCGAACCUGGGGGCUCUGCUGGUCUUCCGCCUGUGUGCAGGGAUUUCAGGGAGCCCGUCAGGUCAGCCCCAAGCAGAACAUGAUUCAAGCGAUCGUCCGGCCGUUGAAACUCCUUGCGUCGUGUUCGGAUAUCUCUACUUACUCUUCACUACGAUCCCCGCCGUAUACCGCGAUGUGAUUCUACUCCGUCUCACUGCGAGGAACAAUGGGACGUCCGAGCCUGAGUUUCGACUUCCCCCGCUGAUUCCCGGAAGUCUGUUGCUUCCCAUCGGCUUCUUCUGGUAUGGAUGGUCCGCCGACAAGCAUCUGCAUUGGAUGAUGCCGGUUGUCGGUAUUGGCUGGAUAGGCUGCGGGAUGACCGCGACAAUUCUCCCCAUUCAGGCGUACUUGAUAGAUGCAUACCGUGAGUAUGCAGCUUCAGCUAUAGCAGCGAUCACAGUUUUUCGGUCCUUGGUUGGCGCCUUUUUACCUCUGGCAGGACCGGCCAUGUAUGCCUCGUUGGGCCUGGGAUGGGGAAAUUCCGUACUGGGGUUCAUUGGUCUGGGAUUGCUUCCUGUGCCUGCGAUUUUCUAUCUCUAUGGCAAAGCCAUUCGAACGAGUCCACGGUUUAGAGUUUCUCUUUGA
Molecule: messenger RNA, 1023 nt
Organism: Aspergillus thermomutatus
Lineage: Eukaryota; Fungi; Ascomycota; Eurotiomycetes; Eurotiales; Aspergillaceae
Exons: 3
Coding region: 1-1023 (340 amino acids)
Biological process (GO): transmembrane transport
Molecular function (GO): transmembrane transporter activity
Source: RefSeq, a predicted model, not a curated record